AUGGCACGAAUCCGAGUUGGCCUUAUUGGCCUUUCGACCGCGAAAACCUUCACCGGACGUGGUUGCUGGACUGCAGUUUCCCAUCUUCCGGCUCUUCUUCAAUCGCCAGAAUACGAGAUUGUCGCUCUUGCAAACUCUAGCGUCGAAUCUGCAAAGCGAUCCAUUGCGGCACAAGGUCUUCCAGAAUCGACCAAGGCAUAUGGAAGUGUUGAUGACCUCGCCGACGACCCCGAUGUCGAUCUGAUUGUCGUAUCAGUUCGGGUAGAGAACCACUACGAACUUGCUAAAUCAGCCCUACUCAAGAACAAAAACGUUUUUGUGGAAUGGCCAAUGGCGGCUAAUACGGCCGAAGUUGAAGAAUUGGCGGCGCUCGCAAAGAAGAACAAUGUUCAAACAUUUAUCGGGGCCCAAGGCAGAGCAUCUCCGAUGAUGCAGAAACUAAAAGAAAUAAUUUCCAGCAAUAAGAUUGGCCGAGUCCUUAGUUCUUCAGUGGUUGCGUGCUCUUUAAGUCGCUCUGUGGAUGUCUGGCCCGAAAGCUUGAAAUCUUACCUCGACAUGGAGAGUGGUGGUAAUGAAUUCACUAUAAUCUUUGGUCACUUUCUCGAUUCAUUUGUCCACGUGUUGGGAGAUCUUUCGCACAUCCAGUCGAUUUUCAAAACGGGAUACAAGACCGUACAGCUUACAGGACCCGAUAACAACAUCGUUGAUCCAGCAUAUGUGAAAACUUCGCCCGACCAAAUUCUAGUGCAAGGAAUUACCAGUAGUGGGGCAGUAGCUUCGCUAUCUUUCCGAAAGCCAAGGUAUAACGGUGACGAACACGACCUACGAUGGUAUAUCUCCGGCACCGAGGGGGAAAUCAUGGUCACCGGCCCCUCAACAUGGUCAAUAGUUGAUAAGGACGCUGAAAUUCGAAUCAAGAAUGGAGACGGACCAUUUGAGGUGGUUGAUUUUCAGAGCUAUCGACUCCCUGCUGCUGAAACUCUCUCGCCAAUGGCUGCAAAUGUACACUCGAUGUAUAAUGCAUUCGCCAAGGGAGAUACAACCAAAUACGCAACAUUUGAGUCAGCAGCAAAUACUCAUAGGAUCCUGGAUGAAAUAAAGAAGGCUGCGUACACAGAUUAG
Messenger RNA from Trichoderma asperellum CBS 433.97, 1122 nucleotides. RefSeq lists its product as uncharacterized. Gene Ontology annotation, molecular function: nucleotide binding. Lineage: Eukaryota; Fungi; Ascomycota; Sordariomycetes; Hypocreales; Hypocreaceae. The record is from RefSeq and is a predicted model, not a curated record.